This is a messenger RNA of Dentiscutata heterogama, 190 nucleotides long. The record is from the annotation of a GenBank genome assembly. Lineage: Eukaryota; Fungi; Glomeromycota; Glomeromycetes; Diversisporales; Gigasporaceae.
CCUGAUGACACAAUUCAUUCGUUGUUAACAGAUCUUUAUUUACAUGAUCCUAAAUAUGAUGAUUAUAGUGAAUUGCCCAAAUGUAGAACAUCAAUAAGGAGAUCUAAUAAGUCGCCUUGGUGCUUUCAUGGUUUUCAGAACAAUGUUGAGUUUAUUUUGUGUAAAAACUUAGGAUUAGUUGAAUUUCAAG